Molecule: messenger RNA, 2649 nt
Organism: Oryza brachyantha (malo sina)
Lineage: Eukaryota; Viridiplantae; Streptophyta; Magnoliopsida; Poales; Poaceae
Product: probable serine/threonine-protein kinase At1g54610
Exons: 9
Coding region: 218-2200 (660 amino acids)
Biological process (GO): positive regulation of transcription elongation by RNA polymerase II; protein phosphorylation
Cellular component (GO): cyclin-dependent protein kinase holoenzyme complex; nucleus
Molecular function (GO): ATP binding; RNA polymerase II CTD heptapeptide repeat kinase activity; cyclin-dependent protein serine/threonine kinase activity
Source: RefSeq, a predicted model, not a curated record
GAGAAUUUUUCCCAUUCUUAUAUGUGUUUUGUUAGGAAAGAGAGAGAGAGAAGUAACUUAACCAAACUCUCGAUGUGAAAUCUCUCUGUUCUAAAUCCAAUUUCACUUUUUCUUACUAUUUGUCACACUCGCUCCUCCCUGAAAUGGGUGGAACCCAUAAUGUUUUCUUGAAAGGGAAAAACAGAUUAAUACUAGAUUCUUUGUUCUUGCUUUUGGAAUGCGCCUUCACACCAAGCUGAAAUGUGCGUACUCAUGCCUUCUCCCCAAGAUAUUUGCAAGAAACACUGCCAAAAUUGGUCUCAGUUUGAUUCACCCAUUCAAGAAGGCAUCACAUGUGCUUAUGGGCUGCCUUUGCUCCAAAGGCACCAAAGAUGAUGCCGAUGCCACUUCUGAGAAUAAAACACCAUCAAGGAAUUCUGCUGCAGUAAGUGUUAGGACUGCAACCAGUACGAACAAUGGUGACAAUGCAAAUAUAUUACGAUCGGGCAAUGGAGAGAAGGUGAUCGUAGCUUUAGAUGUUAGGAUCAGUAGUGGUAACAAUGCAGAACUGAAGGGGCUCUCAGGUGAGCAUGCAGCUGCUGGCUGGCCAACUUGGCUCGUAAAUGUGGCACCAAAAGCAGUAGAAGGCUGGCUGCCUCGGCGAGCUGAUUCAUUUGAGAAAUUAGACAAGAUUGGACAGGGAACUUAUAGUAUUGUAUAUAAAGCUCGGGAUCUCGAAACAGGAAAGUUUGUUGCACUAAAAAAGGUGCGGUUUGUCAACAUGGACCCUGAAAGUGUGCGUUUUAUGGCCAGAGAAAUUCAUAUCCUUAGGACACUGGAUCAUCCAAAUGUCAUAAAGCUUCAAGGGAUUGUAACAUCUCGUGUAUCACAAAGCCUGUAUCUUGUCUUCGAAUACAUGGAACAUGACCUUUCUGGUCUCAUUGCAACUCCUGGUCUCAAGCUCACUGAGCCACAGAUAAAGUGCUUCGUUCAGCAGCUGCUUCAUGGCCUUGAUCAUUGCCACAAAAAUGGAGUUCUUCAUCGAGACAUCAAAGGCUCAAACCUUUUGAUUGACAACAAUGGAAUGCUGAAGAUUGCAGACUUUGGACUGGCUACAUCUUAUGAUCCCAAGAAUCCGCAACCUCUGACAAGCCGUGUUGUGACACUGUGGUACAGACCACCAGAACUUUUGCUCGGUGCAACAGAGUAUGGUGUGGCUGUAGAUAUGUGGAGUACAGGGUGCAUUGUGGCAGAAAUGUUUGCUGGCAAAGCAAUCAUGCCAGGAAGAACUGAGGUGGAGCAAAUCCACAAGAUUUUUAAGCUCUGUGGGUCGCCAAUGGAUGACUAUUGCAAGAAAUCAAAGGUGCCAGAGACAGCAAUGUUCAAGCCUCAGCAUCAGUAUAGGCGGUGUGUUGCUGAGACUUUCAAAGUUUUUCCUACUUCAGCUGUUGUUCUCAUAGACUCGUUGCUUUCGUUAGACCCAGAAGCUCGGGGAACAGCUGCCUCAGCUCUUCAAAGUGAUUUUUUCAAAAAAGAGCCAUUUGCGUGCGAUCCAUCAAGCCUGCCAAAACUUCCACCAAGCAAGGAGUAUGAUGUUAGACUGAGGCAAGAGGAAGCCAGGAGGCAAAAAAAUGCAGCUCUUGGCGGACAAGGAGCUGAAUCUGUCAGGCCAGGAAAUGAGAAUCAUGUAACGAACCGUGCUAUUGCUGAUGCUGGUGAAUUGAAGCAACAAACACACACUAGCUCGAAGAGCAACAGCGACGAUUUGAACCCAGAGGACAGUGUUCCAGGUUUCAGGGUGGAGUCACGGGCACGUCCAACCACAGUGCAGCUCCCCGGGUGCAGUUCCGCAUGGAACAACAUGGAGGGCGACAACGACCAGCCAACAGUGCCUGGCCGUUCUUGCAGCUCCGUGCGUGUCGCAAAUGCCUGCGCCACAAGGAAGAAGGGGUCAUCACACUCACUCAUACCGCAGUUCGGCGCGACAGAUUUGAGGAGCACUGUUGAGGCUGCUGAUCACAACCACCCACCGGACAGGGAUGGUGGGAACAAGAACCCAGAGGUCAAGGACGCCAUGAACCAUGGGAGGAAGUACAGAAGGAUCCACCACUCUGGACCAUUGAUGCCGCCAGGAGGGAACGUCGAGGACAUGCUCAAGGAGCACGAGAGGCACAUCCAAGAAGCCGUUCGCAAGGCACGCGUCGGAAAGCCGGGCAGGUAGCCCGAGCGGUUGGAAGGUGCUUUGGGGUUCUGAGAAGAUGGGCCAGAGUUCAGAGGUGCCACUAAUUUCAUGCUGCUGCAAAAGCCCAACGUAGAGUUUUUAGCAUGUAAAAAUGUGUUCUCAGAUAGGAUACAAUCACCUUGUACGAUUUUAGACCGCAUAGUACACUGGAUUUACGGUAAUUUCCCUCGUCUUUUACUCCUUAGAACAGUGACUGAAUAUAGAGUUAUGGUGAAGUUUGCAACAGUUAAACUAUGAACUUUUUCCUACCUUCCUUUAACCUGGAGGAUGGAAAAUUGGGCUGGAUUUAACCUAACAGGGGAAAAAUGAACAGUUGAUUGUUGGUUCUGGAGUGAUUCUGCAAUAAGUAGCAUAUAAAUUGUUCGAGGAAAACGGGGAAACAGAGAAGAACCAGACAUUCAGAAAAUGAAUGAAUCAGGCAAAAUGAU